AUGUUCUCCCUCGCCAGUCUAAUUUUCUUUAGAGCUGGACCUAUCAGACCCCUAUUGCCCAGCAAGGAAUUCCGCCUAAAUCUCAAGAAAAUGGACGAUUUCAUGCAACCAUUCAUCGAUGAGGUCUGCGACCGGCUCGUCGCCAUCCUUCUCGCGGGUCGUGACGCCGCCGCCACCCUCUGCUUCCGUCUCUUCGAGCUCUCGCACAACCCAACGGUAGACGCCCCUCUCCGCACAGAAGUCCUCGACCGCCUCGGCACCAGCCGCAAACCCAGCUACUCGGACUUCAAGGAGAUGGAAUACCUGACGGCUGUGCUCAACGAGACAUUGCGCCUCUGCCACGCGGCGGUGGACCCGACGGCCACUCAUAGCGACAAGAAGCGGACCAUCCCCUAUUUCGACCCCCUCCUCUGGAUACCGGAACGCUGGACGGCUGGCUGGCAACCGAGGCCGUGGCAUUUCAUCCCGCUCAGUGGUGGUCCGCGCAUCUGUCUGGGACAACCGUUUGCCAUGUUAGAGAUGUCGCGGAUCCUGCAAAAUUUCAGUGAGAUUAUUGCCGAUGGAGCCUGCAGGGACCGCGGGUCAAGACCCGCCUUUCAAGUUUGA
Histoplasma mississippiense is the source of this 606-nucleotide messenger RNA. RefSeq lists its product with no specific name. The coding region runs from base 1 to 606 and encodes 201 amino acids. The transcript is spliced from 3 exons. Gene Ontology annotation, molecular function: monooxygenase activity; iron ion binding; oxidoreductase activity, acting on paired donors, with incorporation or reduction of molecular oxygen. The record is from RefSeq and is a predicted model, not a curated record. NCBI's taxonomy places the organism in Eukaryota, Fungi, Ascomycota, Eurotiomycetes, Onygenales, Ajellomycetaceae.